UUCAUUUCUAAAUAGAUACUCAAUGUGCUUGUACCAUACACAACCGCUUUUCCGUAGAUAUUAAAAGUAAUACCAAUAACAUAACUAUAAAAUCAACAAUAUCUUAAUUUUCUUAGUAUAAUCAAAAGAAUAUUGAAAUUUGUUUGUUUUUUUUUCAAAGUUUAAUUUUAAAAUAAUAGUUUUUUUGUAAAUCUGUCGUGUUACUCAGUUAAUAGAUGCUUAGCGAGUGGUGGGUGUUAUCGUUGAUAGUGUCUGUAGUCGGCGGACACGCGCCUUGUCAACAAUCAUACGGCGGUUGCAGAUACAACGAGCCUUUCGUUCCUGCGCCCGUUGGUCAAAUUCCCAGGUGCGUUUAUCAUUAUAAUGGUGACGUCACGUAUUGUGAGAAUAUAGACAGAUAUCCCGAGCGACUGAUAAGCUAUUUAGUGACCAAAGUAGACAAAAACUUUAAAACUUUUUUUAACGAAGAGAAAUUAAGCGACAAUCCGUAUUCAUAUAGUAAAAAUUAUCAAUAUAAUGAGACAAACAUAGACUUUGCUGGAUACCCAGAUAGAAGGUAUAACUUACCACAUGUUUCAUUGACCCAAAGUCCUCCUCCUUUAGGAAAUCAGCAGUGGAAUUCUAACCCAGUUGAAAGUGGUUACAAAAGACGUAAAAGACAAGUUGAACAAGAUCAGUUGUGCCAAGUUAACAUAAACAAUGUCUAUCCGAGGGCUGCAUUGAACACUCAAGGUGAAUGGAAAUACGUAGUCAACAUGGUCCGAACACCUUCUGAUAUGUAUACACAGUCAAUCAGAUCGGAAAUCUGUGCAUCUCCAGAUCAGCCUUGCAGUGGAAUUUGCGAAACUCCUUUCGGGUAUACUACAACGUGUAAGCAGAAAUAUGUCCAAAAACGGUUGGUAGCAUUGCAAGGGACAGGAGAUAAUUUGUACAUAGACGUUUUCUGGUUUCCACACUGCUGCUCUUGUACUAUUGGCAGAGUUUAACAAAAAAAUAAAUAAAAAAUACAUAAACGGUUUUUAUG
Daktulosphaira vitifoliae (grape phylloxera) is the source of this 1024-nucleotide messenger RNA. RefSeq lists its product as uncharacterized. Bases 216 to 986 code for a protein of 256 amino acids. The transcript is spliced from 6 exons. Gene Ontology annotation, cellular component: extracellular region. NCBI's taxonomy places the organism in Eukaryota, Metazoa, Arthropoda, Insecta, Hemiptera, Phylloxeridae. Gene Ontology annotation, molecular function: growth factor activity; Toll binding. Gene Ontology annotation, biological process: central nervous system formation; regulation of Toll signaling pathway; innate immune response. The record is from RefSeq and is a predicted model, not a curated record.